This is a messenger RNA of Oncorhynchus kisutch (coho salmon), 4347 nucleotides long. RefSeq names its product notch-regulated ankyrin repeat-containing protein A-like. Gene Ontology annotation, cellular component: cytoplasm. Gene Ontology annotation, molecular function: protein binding; enzyme inhibitor activity; phosphatase regulator activity. NCBI's taxonomy places the organism in Eukaryota, Metazoa, Chordata, Actinopteri, Salmoniformes, Salmonidae. The transcript has 2 exons. The record is from RefSeq and is a predicted model, not a curated record. The coding region runs from base 624 to 962 and encodes 112 amino acids.
CCUCGCGCGCACUGCAGAGCAGAGACUCACUGGGAUCGCACGAAGGACGCGAAGCACGGGGCACGCGGGGGAAUUUCAUACUACGUCGUCGCCAGAACCCGUCCAAUUGUCACAGCCACCCUUGCCAGACGAACUGCGGCGGCUCCAGGAUCCUGCAGGCAAGAGGGUAAAAUCGCAAGAACCAACCUGCCCAGAUUCAACUGCAUUUUAUUCACCUUGUUUGGAGAUAACCGUGGCCGUUCUUCCAGAAUACCUACAGAAGAAAAGUUUCAACUGUCGCUCUGCUCCAUCUCUGCAAUAUAACAUAUACUACCUGUUGCUGCUAGUAACAACGGAGGAGAAGAGGGGGAGACUACACCUUGCGACACUUGGAUCUCUUAUAAACACACUUUGUAGGGAGUUGGAUUUCGCAACCUUUAAUCUUUUGCACACCAAGUGUGUUAUUUUGUCUAUGUCCAUUUUGGGAUAUUAGUGGUUUUACCAUAUCUAUAAUAUACACGUUUUUAAAGUGCCUUACAACUGGUAUUAAUCCAGUAUUUGGUGGGUAUUCCAACGCCAGAGACUCCAAUCAGUGACUAUCAGAUAGAAAGGCACAGGAUCUAUCUCUAUAUCCCGGUCUCACCAUGAGUCAAGGGGAUGUAUCAACUUGCUCUGCGCCUCAGAUCGUAUUCCAAGAGGCGGUGAAGCAAGGCAACACAAAGGAACUCCACUCGUUGCUCCAGAACAUGACAAACUGCGAAUUCAAUGUCAACUCCUUCGGGCCCGAAGGACAGACGGCGUUGCAUCAGUCAGUCAUCGAUGGGAAUCUCGAACUUGUAAAACUGCUGGUGAAAUUCGGAGCCGAUAUUCGAUUGGCGAACAGGGAAGGGUGGAGUGCCUUACACAUUGCCGCUUUUGGAGGACAUCAAGACAUAGUCCUAUACCUCAUCACUAAGGCAAAGUACUCCUCUGGCGCACGGUGAUCUGCUACACUGCUGUCAGGUAAACACACGGAAAGCCAGGCUCUUGUAUAUUAGCGUUUCGAUCUAUAGUUGUGCCAAAUUAUAGCCUACAAAACACAGCAACUUCCCUUUCAUCAAAACCAAACGGGGGUCUCUCUCACUCGUGAGUCAAACGCCACAUGGUUCUUGUAUCCGCUUCAGCAUAAAAAAACGCCAUUUUGUUGGGUUGGUACUAAAGCUUUUUCCUUGAACGUGUAUAAUAGAUUGGGACGUAUAAAAUAACUAAGCCAGUGUUUGGGUCCCGAGACCUGAUAGCAGCCUAGUUUUACGCAGCGAUAGACUUUCUAUAGAUUUUUUUGUCGCGGUUACAUUGAAACACUUUUUUAUUGGGCUUCGUAUUGAGGUGUUGCCUUGUAACUGCGGUGGUCACACAGGACCCUUUUUAAAUGAUUUUAUAUACUAAAAGAUGGCACUUGUUGCUGUAGCUGCAUGCUGGAAUAUAUGAAAGGGAAGAAAAGGUGAACACGGGAAAUGAAGGCCAUACUAUAUUUGGCUAUUUCUUUUUUAAAUUAUAGGAUUUGAUCUAUUUCAAAGAGCAGCAUUAUUAGGCCUAUAUAUAUUACACCCAACCGGCAUUUCCAGAUGUGUAUCAUUGUAACAACUAUUGACUUAAUGUUGUUAAGUACUUUACACAAUAGCUUUACUUUGUUUCUUUAUAAUAAAAAAGUAGCUAAAUGCGCCCUGCCUCCUUCAAGCAGGCUGCUGGCAUGUAUCAAUGUCUCUUCGGGCCAGUGCGACCGCAGUGUCAAUGGUUAAUGUGAUAUAAACCGCUGCUUUCGCUUUGUAUCAAAACGUCAGGAAAGUGGCAUUUGGAAUUCACUUUAAUCUCCUUUCAGUAUUUUAACGAACAACACCCUGGUCAUCACUGUGAAUACAGGCUGGGUUCUAUUUAUGAAGGUACAUUGACCAGAUGCAUUUUGAAAAUUCUGUGGUUAUUCUUUUCAAAUCAAAUCUGUUACGUUUAAGAAUAUUUAGGGUGACUUAUAAAGCUGCUUCAGACUCUAUGCUUAUCAUAGUAUAAACUAUCCUGUGUGGAGACCCCAUGUUACAAUAAGCCUAAAUUUGACCUUGCUAAAGAGAGACUCUUCUUUGUCCCUCAUUAACUUCUUGUUUGGUUUUAUUUGCCAACUACCUCGACUGUAAAGUAUUCAAAACCAUUGGACUCUUGCUCACUCCACAACACUCCAAUAUGGGGAGUCACUCACAUCCUUUAGCACAGUGGAUCCCAACCAUUUUUGGUUACUGUACCUGAAGUACCCCCUCAGGUGCAUUUUAUCAGUAGGCCUAUGGUCUGAUGAGUCUUCUCAAGUACCCCCUGUUGAUAAGGCCCCCCCCCCCCCCCCUAGUUGGAAACCACUGAUCUAGCCUAUCCCCAAGCCUGCCUUAUAGGCCAGAAAUAAUGCUCAUUCCCACAGACAUUUUAAGUAAUAGCUAUUUUAGCAGUAGGCCCCAAGCCAAUGUUAUUUAACCCAGUGAUAUAGGCUAGGAGACAACUAUGGUGUUUCUUCUGCAAAGCAAUAAUGUCUAUUUCAUAUUAAUCAAGCCCGUUUCUUAUCUUCAUCUGGGAUGAAUUUAUUUCCCACACUACAACCAAACUGUAAUCUGACAAGCAAAGCGUUUUAUUUUUUUUUGCCUUUCUGUAAAGGUAUGGUUGCAAACACACAUUGCCUUUCUGUAAAGGUAUGGUUGCAAACACACAUUGCCUUUCUGUAAAGGUAUGGUUGCAAACACACAUUGCCUUUCUGUAAAGGUAUGGUUGCAAACACACAUUGCCUUUUUUUUGUUUUAUACAUUAUAUAGUCGUUCUGUUUGAAGUUUCUAUUUAGUCACAAAAAUUGCAUUUUAUUGCCUGACUUAUAAAUGCAGGGAGUUUUAUUGCACAAAAUGCAGAGCCUUUUUACGCCCCCUGGUGCCUGUCCGGGUAACUGCAGGAGUUGAGGCUUAGAAAUAGUUACUACUGAGCAGGAGUAAAACAUUUUAUUACUCUCAUGUUAUGAUGACUAACAUCUACAUGACUAUUGCAGGAUAUAUAUAUAAAACAAAUGGUUUAAACUGCCUGCUGCAUUUUGAAAGUCAUGGCACCCUAAUGUUUGUCCACUGCUGCUUGUAUGAUUUAUAUUAGAUUUGACUCAAUGGCCAACAGUAAGUGAAAGAAAAAUAUCUGAUAGCAUCACAGUCAUUCAAUGAAAAUCUCUCUCUGUGCGUGUGUGUGUGUGUGUGUGUGUGUGUGUGUGUGCCCAUGCGUAUGAAUGAAUGAAUGUGUGUAUAUGUCUGUGUGUGCUGCAUUCAUCUGACUGUUGUGUCCUGAGUGAGUUGAGCUGUGUUCCCCUUCCCUGGCCUGUGUGUGGCCUGCUCCUCUCCUCGAGUGUGUGGCUUUAUGUUGCUACCUGGGGGUCUUCCCUCCCUACAGUAAGGAGAGACACCAGGGAUGAAGGACUGUCCUUCCAUGUACCUGGAAAAGCAAACUAAAUGGAUUAGAAAGAAACAUCAAGGAAUAGAUUGGUUUUAGUGGAACAAAAAAAUAUGCAUCGCUUGUCUUAAACUUGAUAUUUUUUAUAUAUAUAUAUAUAUUUUAAAUAUUGCACUGACUGUUGUUGAUUAAGUUGACUUUUUAUCAAGUCAAAUUGUAUUGUUUUUCCGAAUAGAACAAAAGGAACACAACAAAAUACUAUUGUAUAAAAACAACAACAGGUUGUAAUGUUUUGUGUGUUAACUUUGUGAAACAUUGUGUUAAGGCAAAGAUUGUUUGAAUCUUUGUGAUCGGGUAUGUGUUUAUAUACAGUACCAGUCAAACGUUUGGACACCUACUCAUUCAAGGGUAGGUAUAACAAAUAAAGAGAAACCCUGGAGUGAGUGGGUGGGUCCUGACUUUUGACUGGUACUGUUUAUAUAUAAUAUGCUGAAAUAUCUUGGAGCACUUUCUUUUCUGAAGUGCUGUCCUCCUCCUGUUGUUAUGAAAGGGGAAAAAUACAUUUGAUGGUAAGAUCAUUGUUACAAAAAAAAUUGCACAGCGUAUGGUUGUUCUACUCAAGUGUCAUAACAUUUAUGGCCCGAGAGAGGACGACUGGAUAGGUGUAAAUGAAUGAGAGUGCUAACGUUUAAAUAAAUACAUUGGGCCGUGGCGUGUUCUGUUUUCGUUAGGCUUUUUUUCGAGCGAAACAAAAACCAAUGUCUGAGUUUAAUGAGUGAUGCUGAAGUUCCAUCGUGUUUUGAUUUGGGGUUUUCUUGUUUUUGUUGUGUAUUUUGAACAUUUGUAACACUGUGAUCAUGAUGUGUGUUGACAAAAUGAGUGCUGUAAUAUUUUUGUACGUUUGUGUACAAGCCAGUAAAAAAAAUCUUUAAACUC